This is a messenger RNA of Momordica charantia (bitter melon), 723 nucleotides long. Lineage: Eukaryota; Viridiplantae; Streptophyta; Magnoliopsida; Cucurbitales; Cucurbitaceae. The record is from RefSeq and is a predicted model, not a curated record.
AUGUGUGAAUUGGCAGAAGGCCUCAACCAUAGGGCACUGAAAGAACUUGCAGAUGCGGCAAUCAAGUUGAGGUUCAACUGCCUGUGCCUGUUUCUUACUUAUGCAACCCAUAUGUUCACUCGCUAUGCUAAUAGGAUGAUAGAAGAGAAUUUUGAUCUUCUUGAUUUAAAACAAGCUAAAGUUGGAUUGGUCCAGUAUAAUCCUUUUGUGUUAAAUAAGACUAUUGUUGAAGCAUAUGAAGCUAUUGUUGAUGUGCUUGGGGCGAGUGGUUUAAUGGUGAUUGCAAUGAGUCUACGAAAUGAGAUACGAGGAUUGAUGGAAAAUGAAAAUGAUUGGAACAAUUAUGUAACUCAAGGAGUUACAGCAAUCCAUAACAUAAAUCCUGAAGUUUUAGUGAUUGUUUCUAGCCUAAAUUAUGACAACGAUCUCCGAUGUGUUAAGGAGAAGCCAUUGAAUGCAGGCACUUUAGACAACAAGUUGGUUUUCGAAGUCCACUUAUAUUCCUUCAGUGGAGAUUCUGAGAGCAAAUUUGUACGACAACUAUUGAACAAUAUAUGUGCAAAUAUCAUCAACGGCUUUGUAGACCAUGCCGAGUUUGUAACUGGAGGACCCAAUCCAUUUCCUUUGUUUGUUAGCGAAUAUGGGUAUGAUCAAAGGGAGGUUAAUGAUGCUGAAAAUCGAUUCAUGAGUUGCUUUACGGCUUAUCUUGCUCAAAAAAUUUAG